AUGGCUUACUGUCUUAGAUUUCUUAUUCGAUUAUAUUUGAGCUGGAAACAGAAAGAUCGCCAGAACAAAGAUACAUGGUUUAACGAGUUUUCGUUUCUGCAAAUUGAAAUCUUCGACCAGAUUAAGAGUCCCAUUCUCUGUUUAAAAGAAAUUAAACAAGCAAAAUUGUAUUGGGUUGCUGUUCAUCAGCGUCAUUAUUUUGUUACCGAAAUUGACAUCUUGUUGGCUAAUACGACAUUACCUUUGGAGCAACAAAAACCAUUACCACUGUUGAGUAAACUCGUAAAACUGUCUCCCUUUUUAGAUGAAGGGCUGAUAAGAGUUGGCGAAAGGUUGAAAAAUUUGGAAUUAAAAUUUAGUAACAAACACCCUUUAGUAUUGCUUUCAGACGAACUCCUAACUACUAUUAUCAUCCAUGCUACCCAUCUUAGAUGUCUUCACGGCAGUCCCAGAAUCACAUUGGUAAAUACUCGUCAGGAGUUUUGGAUCGUAGGAGGUCUUCAAACAGUCAACUCAGUGACAUCUCGUUCCGUAACUUGUAUCAACUACGCUGGACCCGUUAAAAAUCGUCUUACCAAGACCCGAGGUAAAAUAACCACUAAUGGUUGGAUCGCUGUGUUUAUUUGUUUGUGCACCCGUACUGUUCAUUUGGAAAUUGUCAAAGAUUAUUCCACAGAAGCGUUCAUUACCGUUUUCACUCAAUUUACGUCUCGCCGUGGUGCUUAUUCGGAACUUUACAGUGACCAAGCCACUAACUUUAUCAGAGCUGAGAAAGAGCUAGCUCAAAUGUUGAAUAAAUUUAGUCAAUCCUAUCCUAAGUCCAAACUGGCUGAAAUGAACACUACUUGGCACUACAACCCUCUAGCUGCCCCCCACUUUGGUCCUACUCGGGUACAGGCGUGGUCACGUGAUUUUCAGAACUUCUUGGCUGAGGCCUUUUCAUCGGAACUUCGUGUGACAAUGGAGCGUGUGACAGAGAACGUCGUCACCGCCGAUCACCCGCCCUAUAGUUCACUGACGAACUCAAAGACCGUUUUAAGCACCAUGAUCGGCUCUAUAAGAGGGCUAGAUGUACAGGUAGUGAGGAUAUUUUCAAAGAAUAUUGGAUUGCUCGUAGAGAUCUAA
This is a messenger RNA of Copidosoma floridanum, 1125 nucleotides long. RefSeq lists its product as uncharacterized. Lineage: Eukaryota; Metazoa; Arthropoda; Insecta; Hymenoptera; Encyrtidae. The record is from RefSeq and is a predicted model, not a curated record.